Molecule: messenger RNA, 388 nt
Organism: Zingiber officinale
Lineage: Eukaryota; Viridiplantae; Streptophyta; Magnoliopsida; Zingiberales; Zingiberaceae
Exons: 3
Coding region: 1-327 (108 amino acids)
Source: RefSeq, a predicted model, not a curated record
AUGAGUCAUGGAUGCUUGGAGAGAUCUGCCUGCCAGGUCCCGCGUCAUAUUCGAAAAUUGAUUUUGGUGUUGUUUAUUAAGGAGCUAAACCGGUCAUACUAUCACAUAUUGCAUAAAGGUUUAGCACCUUUCUCUGGGAGAGAGUAUAAAACGAUUCAAGUUAAUGACCCCACACAAAGCAAAUCGUUGGAUUGUGCUUUUUUUAUAAUGCGCUAUGCAGAGAGUUUGAUGUUCCAGAGAUCUGGAGACUUUGUACAAGCUGAUAUGAGAGCUUAUAGAUUUAGACUUGGACAAAUAAUCAUGUCUGACAAAAACUUUAAAAUGUAGAUACUGAACAAUUGUAAUGUACUAUUCUUGUGUUUGUGUAAUUAAAAUUAUGGUGAAUCAA